ACACACACACACACACACACACACACACACACACACACACACACACACACAGAAGAGUACCCACAUGCAUGCUCUCUGAGCAUGAAAGAACUCCAGAGACGUAUUGAGUCAUCCAGCAAAGACAGACCGCCCGCCUUUUUGAAGACUGUGUGUUUCUGUCUGUGUGUCUAUCUGUGUUUGCAAAGGCAUACCCCAACAUUUGGAUUGCUUUUUUUGUCCCCCACUCCGUGACUGCGUCUGGACUUAACAGCUGAGUGAUCGCAUUGUGCUGCUGGGCCACACACAGCGGCUCUGGAGUGGAGUGGAGACAUCUUUGCUUUGAGCACGCCUGCAGCCUGCAUGUUGGUACUGGAGAAGAGGCGGCAAUGAAUGAGCCAUCAUCAUGAAUGACAGUCUGCUUUAGGAUAGCAGUGCAAGUUUGGACAGAAAGAGACGUUAGUACACAUACAGUACGAGCACAUAAACACACGCAAACAUACACACAUGAAUGACAGUCUGCUCUUAGAUAGCAGUGCAAGUUUGGACACAAAGAGACAUUAGUACACACACUAUGUGCACAUAAACACGCGCACGCACACGCACAAGCACACACACCCACACACACACAGAACCAACGAGGGUGUGAGUUCGCGCAUGUGUGCGAGAGAGAGAAAGAGAUAGUGGUUGUUGUAUCCUUGGGAGUGGUUGAUGAUUGGUAAGGAUGGGCACUCCCACGGUGCUGGAGUGCCUCGGUCGCUCUCGCAGGUGUGAGUCUAGGUCUCGACCCCAUCACCACCACCUAAGCCGACCCUUCCGGCCAGUCCGCUGCCACCCCGAGCCUCGCUCUCAGCCCAGGCACUGGCAGUUCUCGCGGGUGAACGGCCACAGUAAGCUGGAGCGUGGUGCUCGUGACUCGGCCAUGGGUCUGGACAGCGCCUCCAUGAUGAGCAGUGAGCUGGAGUCCAGCUCCUUCGUAGACAGCGAGGAGGAUGAGGACACCAGCAGGCUCAGCAGCUCCACAGAACAGAGUUCCUCCUCUCAACUCAUGCGCAGGCACAAGCGGCGGAGACGUCGACAAAAAGUGGCCAAAAUGGACCGGUCGUCUUCGUUCAGUAGUAUUACUGACUCAACGAUGAGCCUCAAUAUCAUCACCGUCACGCUCAAUAUGGAAAAGUACAACUUCCUGGGCAUCAGCAUCGUGGGCCAGAGUAACGACCGGGGGGACGGCGGCAUCUACAUCGGCUCCAUCAUGAAGGGGGGCGCGGUCGCUGCCGACGGACGCAUCGAACCCGGAGACAUGCUCCUACAGGUUAAUGAUGUGAACUUUGAGAACAUGAGCAACGAUGAUGCUGUGAGGAUCCUGAGAGAGAUCGUCUCCAAACCUGGCCCCAUCAGUCUGACGGUGGCCAAGUGUUGGGACCCCUCUCCUCGCAGCUACUUCACCAUCCCCAGAGCGGAGCCAGUGAGGCCCAUUGACCCGGCGGCCUGGAUCUCUCACACCACAGCACUGACCGGGGCCUACCCUCACUACGAGUUGGACGACCUGCCUCUGUCGGUGAGCAAGACAGACAUGGCCACCAUCGUCAAGGUGAUGCAGCUGCCCGGCUCAGGCCUGGAGAUACGCGACCGCAUGUGGCUCAAGAUCACCAUUUCCAACGCAGUCAUCGGUGCGGACGUAGUGGACUGGUUGUAUACGCGUGUGGACGGCUUCAAGGACCGCCGGGAUGCCAGAAAGUACGCUAGCAGCCUCCUGAAGCACGGAUACCUCAGACACACCGUCAACAAGAUCACCUUCUCCGAACAGUGCUACUACACCUUUGGAGACCUCUGCCAAAACAUGGCCUCUCUGAACCUGAAUGAGGACUCCAGUGGCGGGGGUUCGGAGCAGGACACGCUGGCGCCACUGCCCCCUCCGGCCACCAACCCGUGGCCCCUGGGCGGCCAGCCGUACCCCUACCCGCACCCGCCCUACCCCCCCAGCGUGCCGCCCACCUUCCCCCCCGGCUACUCUGACCCCUGCCACAGCUUCCACAGCGGCAGCGCGGGCAGCCAGCAGAGCGAAGGUAGCAGAAGCAGUGGCUCCAACCCCAGUGGUGGGACCGGACGGCGGGGUUCCCCGAGGGACACGGAGCCCAAGACGGCGUGCUUGUCUGGGGGCGUCGGAAGUGGAGUGCCUGGGGGUGGAGGAGUACAUGGGGGAGGAGGAGGGGGUGGCGUCAUCAUCAGCGAAUCAGAGCAGGGCACCUGGGCUCCCGGAGGCUGUGGGGGCGGGGGCACUCUGGGUAGGCGCGGCAACCGUCCCCCCAGCCAGCUGAGCCACCACAGCAGCCACGGCCACUCCCAACGAAGCCACGCCCACUCUCAGUCCCAGCACAGCUUUUCCUUCUCUUACCCCCACCUGCACUCCCACCCCCACCCCCACCGCCCCUACCCCCCGCCCCACGCCACCACCAUCCUUCCCCCGGCUGCCACCACCGUGGGCUGCCUGCCCAACAACCACCCCCACCACCACCAACAGCACCACCACCACCACCACCAACACCACCACCAGGCCUCGUGCGGUCACAGCGAGCGCAGCCACCACAGCCACCACAGCCACGCCUCGUCCUACGGUCCUCCGGGCCUGCCGCCUCCUUACUGCCUGGCGCGCUACGCCCCCAAGGCCUCCUCCUCCACCUCCUCGGCGGCCGCGGCCCUGGCGGCGGCCGCCUGCUGCAACAGCCCCCCCGGGGCGCCGCCCGUCCGAGAGCUGGCCGACGUGCCCCCCGAGCUCACCGCCAGCCGCCAGUCCUUCCAGCACGCCAUGGGCAACCCCUGCGAGUUCUUUGUGGACAUCAUGUAACGUGACGACGAAGGGGUGUCGUGACUGAGGGCAGAGGAGAAAGUGAGGGAAUCGAGACAACAUGUGGACAUUGUGUUACACAAUGUUGGGGGGGAGGAGAAGAGAGGCUGUUGGACACACCGUUGCGAGCUCUUGGUUGUGGACAUCCUGUAAUGUGACACAUAGUAAGGGGAGGAGAGGAGAGGAGAGCGAACAUCAUGCGACGUGACCUAUGGGAGGUGAUGGAGAGGAGAGGAGAGGCAGAUGGGCAAGCCCUGUAAAGUCUUUGUGGACAUCAUGUAAUGUGACACACCAUGUAAUACACUAAGUAGGAGAGGAGACAAAAGGGAAAGAAGGGGGCGGCAUUCAUCAUGUGAGGUGACGUGGAGCAAGAGGAGAGGAGAGGAGAGAGACAUAAAGAAGGAGGCUAUGGGCAACCUCUGUUAGAUCUUUGUGGACCUUAUGUGGUGUGACACUGGAGGGAGAGGAGAGGGUUAAGAAGAGAGGCAGUCAUGUCAUGUGACAUACUGUAGGGGAAAGGAGAGACAAAGAAGGGGGCAGGUGACAUGUACAGUAACUUGGCACGGUGGAGGAGAGGGUUAAGGAGAGAGGCAGUCAUGUGAUGUAAGAUACUGUAGGGGAAAGGAGAGGUGUGUUCGGGAACGAUUUCUAGCCGACCAGGGCCAACGCAAACCGCCAACUGUCAACAUAGACAACUGUCUAUCACAGACGUGGGCAAACUCAGGCCCGGGGGCCACAUGCGGCCCCCUGAGCCAUUUCAUGUGGCCCCCAGAGCCUUUACAAGAAAGACAACUUUUAAAUCCAAAUUCAAACGGUUACUCAAUAUUCUUAAAAUGCUACCUAAAUCACGAGUCUUGCGAAUUUAAGGUUAACCAAAUACAUCGGCUUCAUCUACAUACAUUUAAUUACAAUGUGCAGGAAUAUUAUUGCUGCCAAGUUACGUCAUUGUACACACUAUGUUUUAUC
Molecule: messenger RNA, 3787 nt
Organism: Engraulis encrasicolus (European anchovy)
Lineage: Eukaryota; Metazoa; Chordata; Actinopteri; Clupeiformes; Engraulidae
Gene: dvl1a
Product: dishevelled segment polarity protein 1a
Exons: 12
Coding region: 701-2821 (706 amino acids)
Biological process (GO): intracellular signal transduction; canonical Wnt signaling pathway
Cellular component (GO): cytosol
Molecular function (GO): frizzled binding
Source: RefSeq, a predicted model, not a curated record